This is a messenger RNA of Aspergillus aculeatinus CBS 121060, 579 nucleotides long. RefSeq lists its product as uncharacterized. The coding region runs from base 61 to 411 and encodes 116 amino acids. The record is from RefSeq and is a predicted model, not a curated record. The transcript is spliced from 2 exons. Lineage: Eukaryota; Fungi; Ascomycota; Eurotiomycetes; Eurotiales; Aspergillaceae.
AUCGUGUACGUGUCCAGAGCCCACUCUAAAAUCAAGUCUAUUUUCCCAGUCGGCCAUCCAAUGUAUCGACUGCAGUUGUGUACAGCGUUGAUUUGUCCUCUCUGCGGCACCACCACUGCAAGUCUCCCAGUGGAGAUUGGCUGCAUCAUUGAAGGCUGUCUGUAUGCUGCCGAUAAGGACAGAAAGUACUGUCCACACAGACAUACAUACAGUACAACGCUACAGGUUCCCGUCCCCCGUCCCCCGUCUCCCAUCCAUCAUCCUACAUACUUCAACCAUUCAACUUCUCUAAUUCAACUAAUCAUGUCGUCUUGGACGCUUAACCGCCCUUCAUAUAUGUCCCCUUUACCCCAUACUCAACAAGCUAAUGCCCCGUCCAUGUCCAAGGAUGAUGAUGUUCUGGCCUGCUGAGUUAGACCAUUGAACUAUAUUAAAUACUCUGGAUCGAUAAGUCCAAAAAGGCACUGUCAAUCCUGCAUAUCCCGCUCCACUAGUGAUGGAGCAAUGAGUCUGCUUCCACCCUCUUUGUCGUCCAUCCUUGAUUGAUGGAAUUCUACACAGAAAGGAUCUUUCUUCCUU